CACAGUGCUGGGGCUUGAGAGGUUGACCAUCCACUCAUGCUGCCACAAGCACAGGGAGACGUUGGCGCUCAGUCGGGAAAAAAUAUUUUUACCGUUUCAUUUUUCUUUUUUUUUUUUUUCUUUUUUUUUAAGUUUAGCACGGAAUGAGCUGAACGGAGUCGGCGGCUGCAGAGCUUAUUCUAUACAAGCGGACGAGUCUGGUGGCAUGGUGUGGUGAAACAGAGACCCCAGCAAGCACAGAGAGACAGAGGGUACACUGUGCAUCAUGUUUGAAUGCCGAUAAUCAAUUAGAAAUAUACAUGACUGUGCUGCUGCAUUGCCUAUAGCCUCAUCGGGCUGUAGCAAGUCUCCUUUUAUUGCAGAAGCCCGUCUUGAAGCGGCUAGCGUGCCGGACUCGAGGGUGCAAGUGAACGGACAAUCUCACCCGGACCACUGAGAGGGUUCGGAUGAGGUGGCUGCUUGGUUUUAGAAAUCCGGCCAACUUUUUCAUCUAUUCCUUUCUAACCAGCAGUGCCAUCGGGCAGGUGCUCUGGAGAUGGCGAUGAGGUUGCUUUACUUGGGAUUUAUACUCUGCUUGGAGAUCGCAUCUCCUAACGGUGCAACCGUAGCUCCCAGCUCCAAAGCAGAUGAGCAGCCCAAGACUUGCAGCUCUAAACAGUUUGUAUGUAAGGACCAGGUGACCUGUAUCUCCAAAGGCUGGCGAUGUGAUGGGGAGAAGGACUGUCCAGAUGGCUCAGAUGAAUCUCCAGAUAUCUGCACACACAACAAAGUGAACCAGUGUCCUGUCAAUAAAUAUCCAUGCCUGGAUGUGGAAGUGUGUCUCCAUGCAAGCAAAUUUUGUAAUGGAGUCCCUGAUUGCACUGACGGCUGGGAUGAGGGGCCUCACUGCAGAGCAAAAGCACCAGACUGUGCCUCCCAUGGGUGCGAGGUUGGCUGUGCAGUGACUCAUGAUGGGCCUCGUUGCUACUGUGGAGAUGGUUACGAGGUUGCUGCAGAUGGAAAGAAAUGUAAAGAUUUCAAUGAGUGUGGUGUGUAUGGAACAUGCAGUCAGACAUGCACAAACACUGAAGGCAGCUACACCUGCAGCUGUGUGGAGGGCUACCUGCUGCAGCCAGACAACCGCUCCUGCAAAGCCAAAAAUGAGCCUGUUGAUCGUCUGCCUGUUCUGUUGAUCGCCAACCUUAACAACAUCCGAUGCACCUCCCUGAGCGGCUCCGCGACCCGGGUUCCUUCCAUCGCCACCAAACAGACCAUGGCUAUGGACUUCAUCUAUGCGGAGGAGACUGUUUGCUGGAUAGAUGUGGGUGAUACUCCCGCUGCCACCCAACUUAAGUGUGCCAGCAUCCAAGACCUGAAGUCUGUCAGUAACAACCGCACCAUCAACAUCUCUCUCAGCCUUCACCAUGUGGAGCAGAUGGCUAUAGACUGGCUGACUGGCAACUUCUACUUUGUGGAUGACGUGGACGACCGGGUGUUUGUCUGCAACAAGAACGGCAAAACUUGUGUAACCCUGCUGGACCAAGAGCUGUACAACCCUAAAGGCAUCGCCCUGGACCCAGUGAUGGGAAAAGUGUUCUUCACAGACUAUGGGUCUACACCGAGGGUGGAGCGUUGUGACAUGGAUGGGCAAAACCGCACUAAGCUGGUCGACAGUAAGAUUGUCUUCCCCCACGGUAUCACUUUGGACCUGGUGAACAGGUUGGUGUACUGGGCUGACGCCUACCUGGAUUACAUCGAAGUGGUGGACUAUGAGGGCAAGAAUCGGCACACCAUCAUCCAGGGUCUGAUGAUCGAGCAUCUGUAUGGGCUGACUGUAUUUGAGAACUAUCUCUAUGCAACAAACUCGAACGAAGGCAACCUCAACUCCAAAACGACCGUGAUUCGAGUUAACCGUUUCAACAGCUCCGACUUCCAGGUGGUGACCCGUUUAGAUCGGGGAGCUGCGCUGCACGUGUACCAUCAGAGACGUCAACCUCAAGUGCGUAGUCACGCGUGUACUCUGGAUCAGUUCGGAAAAGCUGGUGGCUGCUCUGACAUAUGUCUGCUGAGCAACAACCACAAGACCCGAACCUGCCGCUGUCGCUCGGGCUUCAGCCUCGGCAGCGAUGGCAAAUCCUGCAAGAAACCGGACCACGAGUUGUUCUUGGUGUAUGGCAAGGGUCGUCCUGGAGUCAUCAGGGGCAUGGACAUGAACGCUAAAGUGCCCGAUGAGUACAUGAUUCCGAUCGAGAACCUAAUGAACCCCCGAGCAUUGGAUUUCCACGCCACCACUGAAUUCAUAUACUUUGCUGAUGCCACAAGCUACAUCAUCGGUCGGCAGAAGAUAGAUGGCACAGAUAGAGACGUCAUACUGAAGGAUGGUAUCCACACGGUAGAGGGAAUAGCAGUAGACUGGAUGGGAAAUAAUCUUUACUGGACAGAUGAUGGACCAAAGAAGACUAUCAGCGUUGCCAGGCUGGAGAAGGCUUCACGGACCCGCAAGAUUCUCAUUGAGGGCAAGAUGAGCCACCCGAGAGCCAUUGUUGUGGACCCCCAGCACGGAUGGAUGUACUGGACUGACUGGGAGGAGGAUCCCACAGAGAGCAACAGAGGCAAGAUCAAAAAAGCUUGGAUGGAUGGUUCACAUCACCAAGUGUUCCUCACUAGCAAAACAGUCCUGUGGCCCAACGGGUUGAGUCUGGACAUUCCCCAGGGAAUCCUGUACUGGGUGGAUGCUUACUACGAUCGCAUUGAGAUGGUUUACCUAAACACCACUGAGCGAAAGGUGGUGUAUGAGGGGCAGGAGCUUAACCAUGCCUUUGGCUUAUGCCACUACAAACAAUUUCUGUUUUGGAACGAGUACCGUGGUGGCAGCAUCUACAAACUGGACCAAGUCACUAAGACAGUCACUCUACUCCGCAAUGAGAGGCCGCCCAUAUUUGAGAUCAGAGUGUAUGAUGCACACCAGCAGCAAGGAACCAACGCGUGUCGAGUUAACAAUGGCGGCUGCAGCAUUCUGUGCCUCGCCAUUCCUAAUGGCAGAUCCUGCGCCUGUGCUGAUGAUCAGAUCCUUGAUGACGAUAACGUUACUUGCACAGCCAACCCCUCCUACGUGCCCCCGCCCCAGUGCCAGCCUGGGGAGUUUGCUUGCAAGAACAACCGCUGCAUCCAAGAGCGCUGGAAGUGUGACGGGGACAACGAUUGUCUGGACAACAGCGAUGAAGCGCCUGAGCUCUGCUACCAGCACACCUGCUCAGCCGAGCGAUUUAAGUGCCAAAACAAUCGUUGCAUCCCCCUGCGAUGGCUGUGUGAUGGUGACAAUGACUGUGGAAACGAUGAGGAUGAAUCGAACACCACCUGCUCUGCUCGCACAUGCCCACCCAACCAAUACCCCUGUGCCAGUGGGCGCUGCAUCCCCAUCUCCUGGACGUGCGACCUUGAUGAUGACUGUGGAGAUCGCUCAGAUGAACCUGAUUCCUGUGCGUAUCCAACCUGUUUCCCUCUCACCCAGUUCACCUGCGCCAAUGGCCGCUGCAUCAAUAUAAAUUGGCGCUGUGACAACGACAACGACUGUGGAGAUAGCAGCGACGAAGCAGGCUGCAGCCAUUCUUGUUCCAGCGUCCAGUUCAAAUGUAACAGCGGCCGCUGCAUCCCAGAAUACUGGACCUGCGACGGCGACAAUGACUGUGGAGACUACAGUGACGAGACUCAUGCCAACUGUACCAACCAAGCAACCCGACCUCCAGGUGGCUGCCACGUAGACGAGUUCCAGUGUCGCAUGGACGGCCUGUGCAUUCCCAUGCGCUGGCGUUGCGAUGGCGACACAGACUGUAUGGACCUGAGCGAUGAGAGCAACUGCGAGGGCGUCACCCACACUUGUGACCCUGCAGUCAAGUUCAGCUGCAGGGACUCUGCUCGCUGCAUCAGCAAAGCCUGGGUGUGUGACGGUGACAGUGACUGUGAGGACAACUCGGAUGAGGACAACUGCGAGGCAUUGGUGUGCAAGUUGUCUCACCACGUGUGCGCUACCAACGACUCCAUCUGUCUGCCUCCCGAGAAGCUGUGUGACGGCACAGACGAUUGUCCGGAUGGUUCCGAUGAGAAACUUUGUGACUUGUGUUCGGUGGGCAAUGGGGGUUGUAGUCACAACUGCAGCAUUAUUCCCGGGGAAGGCUUCAUGUGUUCUUGUCCCCUGGGCAUGGAGCUGGGAGCUGACAACAAGACCUGCCAGAUCCAGAGCUUUUGCGCCAAACAUCUCAAGUGUAGCCAGAAGUGUGAACAGGAGAAAUCUAGUGUCAAGUGCUCCUGCUACGAGGGCUGGGAGCUGGAGUCUGACAUGGAGAGCUGCAAAAGCACCGAUCCCUUCAAGCCUUUCAUUAUCUUCUCCAAUCGCCAUGAGAUCAGAAGGAUUGACCUUCAUAAAGGAGAGUUCAGUGUCCUUGUACCAGGCCUUAGAAACACCAUUGCUUUAGACUUCCAUCUCAACCAGAGCACCCUGUACUGGACUGAUGUUGUGGAGGACAAAAUCUAUCGUGGGAAACUGUCUGAAAAUGGAGCCCUGACCAGUUUUGAGGUGGUGAUCCAAUAUGGGCUGGCUACUCCAGAAGGCCUAGCUGUGGACUGGAUAGCAGGAAACAUUUACUGGGUGGAGAGCAAUCUGGACCAGAUUGAGGUGGCCAAACUGGAUGGGACCAUGAGAACGACCCUGCUAGCCGGCGAAGUGGAGCAUCCCCGAGCCAUCGCCCUAGACCCUCGAGAUGGUAUCCUGUUUUGGACUGACUGGGAUGCAAGUCUGCCCAGAAUUGAGGCAGCAUCUAUGAGCGGUGAAGGCAGACGCACCAUCCACAGGGAGACCGGCAGUGGUGGGUGGCCCAACGGACUCACUGUGGACUACAUGGAAAGACGCAUUGUCUGGAUUGAUGCCAGGUCGGAUGCUAUCUACUCAGCAAUGUACGAUGGCUCGGGGCUGAUUGAAGUGUUGCGGGGUCAUGAGUAUUUGUCCCACCCCUUUGCUGUCACUAUGUACGGAGGCGAGGUCUACUGGACUGACUGGAGGACUAACACUCUGGCCAAAGCCAAUAAAUGGACAGGACACAACGUUACUGUGGUGCAGCGCACCAACACGCAGCCCUUUGACUUGCAGGUCUAUCACCCAUCCAGGCAACCCCAGGCCCCCAACCCAUGUGCCACCGCUGACGGUAAACCCCUUUGCUCCCACUUGUGUCUCAUCAACUUUAACCAGACCUUCUCCUGCGCCUGUCCUCACCUCAUGAAGCUGCAGCCCGACAAGCACACCUGCAAAGAGUCUCGCAAGUUCCUUCUUUAUGCUCGUCAGAUCGAGAUCCGAGGUGUCGACAUCGACAACCCCUACUAUAACUACAUAAUCUCCUUCACCGUGCCGGAUAUAGACAAUGUGACAGUGGUGGAUUAUGAUGCUGUGGAGCAUCGGAUCUACUGGUCAGAUGUGCGAACACAGACCAUCAAGAGAGCUUUCAUCAAUGGCACAGGGGUGGAGACUGUGGUCUCUGCUGACCUUCCUAAUGCCCACGGCCUGGCGGUAGACUGGGUGUCCAGGAACCUCUUCUGGACCAGCUACGAUGCCAAUAAGAAGCAGAUCAAUGUGGCCAGACUGGAUGGAUCUUUCAAGAAUGCCGUCAUCCAGGGAUUGGACAAGCCCCACUGUCUUGUGGUACAUCCUCUGCUUGGGAAGCUUUACUGGACUGACGGUGACAGUAUAAGCAUGGCUAACAUGGAUGGCAGCAACCGCACCACACUUUUCACCGACCAGAAAGGACCAGUUGGCCUCUCUAUUGACUAUGAAAAGGAGCAGCUGUACUGGAUCAGCUCAGGAAACAGCACCAUUAACCGCUGUCAGCUGGAUGGCUCUAAACUUGAGAUCCUUGAAGGUGUUAAAGGCAAAUUGACCAAGGCGACUGCACUGGCUAUUAUGGGAGACAAGCUGUGGUGGGCCGAUCAGGGAACUGACCAGAUAGGAACAUGUGACAAGAAGGAUGGAGGAAACUGGAAAGUUUUGCGAAACAACACCUCCCCAAUGAUGCACAUGAGGAUCUAUGAUGAGGAUGUGCAGAAAGCCGGUGUCAACCUGUGCAGUAAUAACAAUGGUGACUGCUCACAGCUGUGUCUGCCCACCUCUCCGACAACCAGGUCCUGCAUGUGCACUGCUGGAUACAGCCUCAAGACGGGCCAGCAGUCCUGUGAAGGCAUGGGCUCCUUCCUGCUUUACUCUGUUCAUGAGGGAAUCAGAGGAAUUCCUCUCGACCCAGCAGACAAAUCGGAUGCCUUGGUGCCGGUUUCUGGAACCUCUCUGGCUGUUGGCAUCGACUUCCACGCUGAGAAUGACACAAUCUACUGGGUGGACAUGGGUCUGAGCACCAUCAGCAGAGCCAAGAGGGAUCAGACGUGGAGGGAAGAUGUGGUAACCAACGGUAUUGGCAGGGUGGAGGGCAUCACUGUUGACUGGAUAGCAGGAAAUAUUUACUGGACUGACCAGGGCUUUGAUGUGAUCGAGGUGGCCAGACUGAAUGGCUCCUUCCGCUAUGUUGUCAUUUCCCAGGGCCUGGACAAACCCAGAGCCAUAACUGUCCACCCAGUGAAAGGGUAUUUGUUCUGGACUGAGUGGGGUCAGUAUCCUCGUAUUGAACGCUCACGGCUGGAUGGCUCCCAGAGGCUGGUCAUGGUCAAUGCGAGCAUAAGCUGGCCAAAUGGAAUCUCCAUUGAUUAUGAGGAGGGUCUGCUGUAUUGGUGCGAUGCCAGGACAGACAAGAUCGAGCGCAUCAACCUGGAGACUGGAAAAAACAGGGAGCUGGUUCUGGGCAACAACAACAUGGACAUGUUUGCUGUAUCUGUAUUUGAGGAAUACAUCUACUGGAGUGAUAGGACCCAUGCUAAUGGCUCCAUUAAGAGAGGCAACAAAGACAACGCUACAGAUGCUGUGCAGCUCAGGACAGGCAUUGGUGUACAGCUCAAAGAUAUUAAAGUUUUCAAUAGAGCCAGACAGACAGGGACGAACGUCUGCAAAAACAACAACGGCGGCUGUGAACAGCUGUGUCUUUUCCGUGGGAAUGGGGAGCGCACCUGCGCCUGUGCUCAUGGCAUGCUGGCAGAGGACAACCAAAGUUGCCGUGACUACGACGGCUACCUGCUGUACUCGGAGCGCACCAUACUGAAAAGCAUCCACCUGUCCGACGAGACAAACCUCAACGCGCCCAUUAAGCCGUUCGAGGAUCCCGACCACAUGAAGAAUGUCAUCGCUCUCAGCUUUGACUACCACGGCGGGGGAGGGAGGGGAGCCAACCGCAUCUUCUUCAGCGACAUUCACUUUGGCAACAUCCAGCAGAUCAAUGACGACGGCACAGACCGCAAGAUCGUGGUGGAAAAUGUUGGGUCAGUUGAGGGCCUGGCAUACCAUCGUGGCUGGGAUACACUCUACUGGACCAGUUAUACAACGUCCACCAUCACUCGCCACACUGUGGACCAGAGCCGUUCUGUGGCCUAUAACCGCAACACCGUAGUCACCAUGUCUGGAGAAGACCACCCUCGAGCCUUUGUGCUGGACGAGUGUCAAGAUCUCAUGUUCUGGACAAACUGGAACGAGCAGGCUCCGAGCAUUAUGAGGGCCUCUUUGAACGGAGCCAACGUGAUCGUGAUCAUCGGCAGCGACAUUAAAACUCCCAACGGCCUGGCCAUAGAUCACCGCGCUGAGAAACUCUACUUCUCUGACGCCACGCUGGACAAGAUUGAACGCUGUGAAUAUGAUGGAAGCAACCGUUACGUGCUGCUGAAGAACGAGCCCGUCCAUCCGUUCGGUCUCGCUGUGUACGGAGAUUACAUCUUCUGGACUGACUGGGUGAGGAGGGCUGUCCUCAGAGCUGACAAGUACACGGGAGGAGACAUGAAAGUGCUGCGUGCUGACAUCCCUCAGCAACCAAUGGGCAUCAUUGCUGUAGCUAAUGACACCAACAGCUGUGAGUUUUCUCCUUGCCGAACAAACAACGGAGGUUGCCAGGACCUGUGCCUGCCUACGUCUGAUGGCCGGGUCAACUGCAGCUGCCGUGGAGACCAGCAACUCCUCGAAGACAACACCUGUUCUCCCCUGAACGUAUCAUGCGGAAGUGUCGAUGGCUUUGAGUGCGGAAAUGGUGACUGCAUCAACUACAGUCUGACCUGUGACGGCAUGGCCCACUGCAAGGACAAGUCUGAUGAGAAGCAGUCCUAUUGCGCCAAUCGACUCUGUAAGAAAGGCUACAGGCGCUGCAUGAACGGUCGCUGCAUUGGUCACCACUUCUGGUGUGAUGGCACAGAUGACUGUGGUGAUCAUUCAGAUGAACUGCCCUGCAACAUGACACUUUGCAAAGCAGGAGAGUUCCAGUGCAAAGAUGGAAGCUGCAUCUCCAACUACAGCCGCUGUGACCAGGUGGUCAACUGCGAGGAUGCGAGCGAUGAAAUGAACUGCCAACCCACCGAUUGCUCCCGUUUUUUCCGGCUUGGAGUUAAAGGAGCCUCUUUCCAAAACUGUGAGAAAACCACUCUGUGUUACCUGCCCUUGUGGGUGUGUGACGGCAACAAUGACUGUGGUGACUUUUCUGAUGAGAGAAACUGUCCAGAUAAGAGGAAGCUUAAAUGUCCAGUCAACUUCUUUGCUUGCCCCAGCGGUCGGUGCAUUCCUAUGAGUUGGACCUGUGAUAAAGAGAAUGACUGUGAGAACGGGGCUGAUGAGACACACUGUGACAAAUUUUGUACAUCCACCCAGUUUGAAUGCGGGAACCAUCGCUGCAUUUCCAGCCACUGGGUGUGUGACGGCUCCGACGACUGCGGCGAUGGUUCUGAUGAGGACCAGAAAUGCAAAUCCAAAACCUGCAGUCCUGAGGCUUUCCAGUGUCCAGGCUCCCAUAUGUGUGUGCCGCAGCGCUGGAAGUGUGAUGGAGACAAUGACUGUCCUGAUGGAGCUGAUGAGAGUGUGAAGGCUGGCUGCAUGUACACCAACAACACGUGUGAUCCUGAAAACGAGUUCAUGUGCCAGAACAGGCAGUGUAUCCCCAAGCACUUUGUGUGCGAUCAUGACUUUGAUUGUGUCGAUAAGUCGGACGAAUCCCUCGAAUGUGAAUACCCGCCGUGCGGUCCCGACGAGUUCCGCUGUGCCAAUGGCCGCUGCCUUAACCAGAAGAAGUGGGAGUGCGACGGAGAGUUUGACUGUCAGGAUCGUUCCGACGAAGCCCCCAAGAACCCUCGCUGCACAGACUCUGAGAGGACGUGCAAUGAGUCAGCUUUCAUGUGCCAUAAUAAAAAAUGUUUGAAUGAGACACUGCUGUGCGACCGCAACGACGACUGUGGUGAUGGCUCCGAUGAACUCAACUGCUUUAUCAACGAGUGUCUCAACAGCAAGCUGAGCGGCUGCACACAGCUCUGUGACGACCUUAAGAUCGGCUUCAAGUGCAGGUGUCAUCCUGGUUUCCAGCUGAAGCGCGAUGGGAAGACAUGUGUGGAUAUAGAUGAGUGCACAACCACCUACCCCUGUUCCCAACGCUGUAUCAACACACACGGCAGCUUCCACUGUCUCUGCGUCGACGGCUUUGAGCUCAGCCCCAAUGACCCCACUGUUUGCAAGUCCACAUCGGAUGAAGAGCCCUACUUGAUCUUUGCCAAUCGGUACUACCUGAGAAAACUGAACCUGGAUGGUACCAAUUACACUCUCAUAAAGCAGGGUCUUAAUAAUGCAGUAGCACUGGACUUCCACUAUGCAGAGCAGAUGAUCUACUGGACAGAUGUGACCACUCAGGGCAGCAUGAUUCGACGCAUGCAUAUGAACGGCAGCAACAUGGAGGUUUUGCACCGAACCUCUCUGAGUAAUCCUGAUGGCCUGGCGGUAGACUGGGUCGGUGGAAACUUGUACUGGUGCGACAAAGGCCGAGACACCAUUGAGGUGUCAAAACUUAAUGGGGCUUACCGGACGGUGCUGGUCAACAGUGGCCUGAGGGAACCUCGUGCAGUGGCUUUGGAUGUACGCUAUGGUUAUCUUUACUGGUCUGACUGGGGUGACAACCCUCACAUUGGGAGAAUUGGGAUGGAUGGCACUAAUAGAAGUGUCAUCAUAGAGGAUAAGAUCACCUGGCCCAAUGGAUUAACCCUAGACUUCAUCAAUGACCGUAUAUACUGGGCUGAUGCCAGGGAGGACUACAUUGAGUUUGCCAGCCUGGAUGGCAAGAACAGACACACAGUUCUCAGCCAAGACAUCCCUCACAUAUUUGCCAUGACCCUGUUUGAGGAAUAUAUCUACUGGACCGACUGGGAAACAAAGUCCAUCAACAGAGCUCAUAAGUCUCUGGGUACCAACAAGACGACCCUGAUCAGCACCCUGCACCGACCCAUGGACAUCCACAUUUACCAUCCUUACCGCCAACCUCCGGUGCUCAACCACCCGUGCCAGAUAAACAACGGUGGCUGCAGCAAUCUCUGCCUCCUUUCUCCUGGUGGAGGUUACAAGUGUGCCUGUCCCACCAACUUCUAUCUGGCAAACGAUCAGCGCACUUGCAUGUCCAACUGCACAGCCAGCCAGUUUGUGUGCAAGAAUGACAAAUGCAUUCCUUUCUGGUGGAAAUGCGACACAGAAGAUGACUGUGGAGACCGUUCAGAUGAGCCAGAGAACUGCCCCGAAUUCAAUUGCAGGCCAGGGCAGUUUCAGUGUGGUACAGGCAUCUGCACCAACCCUGCAUACAUCUGUGAUGGAGACAACGACUGCCAGGACAAUUCAGACGAGGCCAACUGUGACAUUCAUGUUUGCCUGCCCAGCCAGUUCAAAUGUUCCCACCCCAGCCGCUGCAUUCCAGGCAUCUUCCGCUGUAACGGCCAGGUCAACUGUGGAGAAGGCGAGGAUGAGAAGGACUGCCCUGAAGUCACAUGUGCGCCCACCCAGUUCCAGUGUGCCAUCACCAAACGCUGCAUACCUCGUGUCUGGGUGUGCGACCGUGACAAUGAUUGUGUGGAUGGAUCAGAUGAGCCCGCCAACUGCACCCAAAUGACCUGUGGUGUGGACGAGUUCCGAUGCAAAGACUCUGGCCGCUGCAUUCCCGCUCGCUGGAAGUGUGACGGCGAGGAUGACUGCGGCGAUGCAUCAGAUGAACCGAAAGAGGAGUGUGCUGAGAGGACGUGUGAGCCAUACCAGUUCAGAUGUAAGAACAACCGCUGUGUGCCGGGCCGCUGGCAGUGUGACUAUGACAAUGACUGCGGGGACAACUCUGAUGAAGACAACUGCAUGCCUCGACAGUGUUCAGAAAGCGAGUUUGCUUGCACCAACGGCCGUUGCAUUGCUGGGAGGUGGAAGUGCGAUGGAGACCAUGACUGUGCGGAUGGAUCUGAUGAGCAUGGCUGUGAUCUGAAGUGUGACCACGACCAGUUCUCAUGUAAGAACGGACACUGUAUUCCGAUCCGCUGGCGGUGUGAUGCUGAUCCUGACUGCAUGGACGGCAGCGAUGAGGAAAACUGUGGCAGUGCUGCUGGCCGUCACUGCCCUCUGGAUGAGUACCAGUGUAACAACACUCUGUGCAAGCCCCUCGCCUGGAAGUGUGAUGGAGAGGAUGACUGUGGGGACAACUCUGAUGAGAACCCCGAAGAAUGCAGGAAGUUCCAGUGUCCGCCGACAAGAGCGUUCCGCUGCCAAAAUGACCGUGUGUGUCUGCAAGUGUCAAGGAGGUGUGACGGCGUCAAUAAUUGUGGAGACAACAGCGAUGAACUGAACUGCCAGACUCCUCCAUCUGUUCCCACGUGUGAGAAAGACGAGUUCCUGUGCGCCAAUGGCAGAUGCAUCAGCUCCAAUCUGCGCUGUAACUUCUUUAAUGAUUGCGAAGACUAUGGCUCUGAUGAGAUCAACUGCAAAACGGACACAAAGCUAAAUGACUGUCGGAGUAACACAACUCAGUGUGGUGAUGGAGAUGAAGCCCACUGUGUCACCAAUGGCACAGACUCCUUCUGCUCCUGCAAACCAGGCUUCCAGAAGAUAGGACACCACACCUGUGGAGAUAAGAACGAGUGUCUGCAGUUUGGAGUCUGUUCCCACAUCUGCAAUAACACCAAAGGCUCCUACAAAUGCAGCUGCCACAAGUACUUCACCAGGAUAAAUGACACCUGCAAGGCUGACAACAUGAACAGCAGUCGGCAGAUUCUGUACAUCGCUGACGACAAUGAAAUCCGAAGCCUUGACCCCGGCAUGCCCAACUGGCGCUAUGAGCAGACCUUCCAGGGUGAUGCCAGUGUGCGCAUUGAUGCGAUGGACCUGCACGUCAAGACCAACCGCAUCUUCUGGACCAACUGGCACACGGGGCGCAUCUCCUCCUACGAGCUUCCAGGAUCAUCCUCAUCGUCAGCUUCUAGGAUCAACAACCUGCAGAUCAAAGACCUGAAGAUGCCCCGUGGUAUUGCUGUGGACUGGGUGGCUGGUAACCUGUACUGGACUGACUCAGGCCGAGAUGUAAUUGAAGUGGCUCAGUUGUCAGGCCAGCAUUCCAAGACCCUCAUCUACGGCAUGAUAGACGAGCCUUAUGCCAUUGUAGUGAAUCCACAGAGAGGUACCAUGUACUGGGCAGACUGGGGCAACCACCCUAAAAUUGAGACGGCCGCCAUGGACGGCACUCUAAGACAAACACUCGUCCAGGAGAACAUCCAGUGGCCGACAGGCUUAGCUGUGGACUACUUCAAUGAGCGUCUUUACUGGGCAGAUGCUAAACUAUCAGUCAUCGGCAGUGUUCGUCUGGAUGGCUCUGACCCCGUCGUUGCUGUCUCCGGGAUCAAAAACAAUUUGCUCCAUCCAUUCAGCAUAGAUAUCUUUGAGGACUACAUUUAUGGGGUCACAUAUAUUAACAACUUUGUCUUCCGGGUCAACAAGUUUGGUAAAGGCCCUAUGGAGAAUCUCACUACAGGCAUCAACCAUGCUACAGACAUAGUCCUGUAUCACCGUUACAAGCAGCCAGAGAUGACUAACCCGUGUGACAGAAAGAAGUGUGAGUGGCUGUGUCUCCUCAGCCCCAGCGGGCCGGUGUGCACCUGCCCUAACAACUACGUUGCAGACAACGGCACAUGUGCGGAGAGACCAAACCCCACCCAGUCACCGUUCUCCCCGCCCUCAGUUCCGUGCAAUAUCCAGUGUCAGAACGGUGGGAGCUGCUUCUUCAACGACCGUCAGGUGGCAAAGUGUCGCUGCCAGCCCAGCUACAUAGGCGAGAGAUGUGAAAUCAACCAAUGCAGGGACUACUGUAAGAACGGAGGCACCUGCACUGCUUCUCAUGCCGGGUUGCCAACUUGCAGAUGUCCUAAAGGCUUCACAGGGCCCAACUGCAACCGCCACACUUGUCAGGACAACUGCCUGAAUGGAGGCACGUGCUUGGUCAGCAGGGGCAACCAGCCAACCUGCAGCUGCCUGCCAGAGUACCUGGGAGACCAGUGUCAGUACAGUAAAUGUGAAGGCUUCUGCGAGAAUGGCGGAACCUGCUUACAGACCUCCAACGGCACCAAACUUUGUCUGUGCCCCACCAAGUACAUCGGGCGCCAGUGUGAGCUGGACAAAUGUCAAUUCUGCGGAACGGGCAAAUGUAUGACGUCAGCCUCAGGGGAGGUUUCCUGCAGCUGUCCAAAUGGUCAGAUCCAACCCAGCUGCUAUACCUGUUCAAACUACUGCGCACACGGACAGUGUUCAGUAGACAGUCGCACACUGCUGCCACAGUGCACGUGUGCUGUUGGAUGGAGGGGAUACAGAUGUGAUAUUACAGCUCCUAUAGAGUCUCAUACUUCUAGUGGUAGUACUGCGUCAAUCAUCGUCCCAGUGCUGCUGCUGCUGUUGCUGGCACUACUGGUAGUUGGUGCCAUCUUGUGGUACAAGCGGAGAAUGCGUGGUGCCAAGGGCUUCCAGCACCACCGAAUGACUAACGGGGCCAUGAAUGUUGAGAUUGGAAACCCUGCCUAUAAGAUCUAUGAAGGAGAUCCUGAUGAUGAUGCUGGGGAACUUCUGGACUCCGACUUUGCUUUAGACCCAGACAAGCCCACCAACUUCACGAACCCAGUGUACGCCACCCUGUACAUGGGUGCCCACAACAGCCGCAACUCUCUGGCGAGCACUGAUGAAAAGAAGGAGCUCCUCUCCCAGGUCGACGAGGACAUGAGCGACCCCCUGGCAUAGACCUCGGCAUGGACUGAACUCUGCCAACAUUGCCCUGCCUCGCCCAACCUAGAGCCAGCGAGCUCUCUCAUUUUAUGCCUUUACCAACUGAAAAGAAAAGCAACAAAAAAACAAACAAACAUAAAAACGAGAACACUGUAUAAAAUGUAUAAAAUGAAGAACUACUUUUUUUAAGUGAUUGCAGUAUUAUAUUUUGUUCUUUGACAAAAAGGAAAACAAAUCCUCUGGUGAUGGAAAAGAAACCAUUUUAUAGACAUUUUAUUCAGUUCUUUUUCAUUUUGCUCACUUCCUCACAACUCUCUCUCUCACACACACACACACACACACACACACACCUCUCUCACGCAUAUAGCCACUACCUCUGUGCAAAUGUAAAAGAUACAAAUGGCAGUGGAACAAUUUUAAUUUUUUUAUUUUUGUAUAAAUUGUAUAGGGGAAAAGAGAAAAAAAACCCAUUUUUGUUCCAUCCUAGAAAAUGUUGCCAAGUCUUCGUUGCUCAUGAAAGAGAGGAGAUGCGUCAGUGCUCACCACGAAUGCUUCCUGGAUGCUGGUUCACAUUUUGUGUAUAUGUAUGUUUGCUAGCAGAGGUCUUGGAGGGAAAGGCGAGGUGAUGUUUAACUGCACGUGUAUGCACGAGAGACUCGGCAUCUGUUCUGUUGUUGCAAAGAACUACAUUCAAGUGAUUGUCUUUUACCUCCUUGCACAGACUAAAGUUAUAUAUAUAUAUAUAUAUAUAUAUAUAUAUAUAUAUAUAUUAUAAAUAUAUAUAUUUCCAUAUAUCUGAACCUAUUAACAAAGUGUCUUGAAAAUAUACCCAGGAAUACAAAUAUCAGUAACAAAUAGCAGUCUGUACUUUUUAAUCUUUUUCCUUUGUUUUUUUAAGUCAUUGUAUAAUUGACAUACUUUGUGUCACCGAUGAAUGAAUCAUGGCAGUGUGUUAGUGUGCGCUGGAUGAAGAUGAUUGUAAUUAAGUCCACAUUCCAGGAUGAAAAAGUCUGGGAUGAUAUCCGUGGCCUUGGCUUAGCCUACUGCAGGACACCCUGGACAGGAGCUGGGGCUUUGUUCUGAAA
Molecule: messenger RNA, 15231 nt
Organism: Oreochromis niloticus (Nile tilapia)
Lineage: Eukaryota; Metazoa; Chordata; Actinopteri; Cichliformes; Cichlidae
Gene: lrp1ab
Product: low density lipoprotein receptor-related protein 1Ab
Exons: 89
Coding region: 536-14161 (4541 amino acids)
Biological process (GO): receptor-mediated endocytosis
Cellular component (GO): signaling receptor complex; apical plasma membrane; plasma membrane
Molecular function (GO): calcium ion binding; protein binding; hormone binding
Source: RefSeq, a predicted model, not a curated record